Glycine soja is the source of this 2282-nucleotide messenger RNA. RefSeq names its product DELLA protein GAI-like. The record is from RefSeq and is a predicted model, not a curated record. Gene Ontology annotation, biological process: negative regulation of gibberellic acid mediated signaling pathway; hyperosmotic salinity response; response to ethylene. Gene Ontology annotation, cellular component: nucleus. The transcript has a single exon. Gene Ontology annotation, molecular function: sequence-specific DNA binding; DNA-binding transcription factor activity. Lineage: Eukaryota; Viridiplantae; Streptophyta; Magnoliopsida; Fabales; Fabaceae. The coding region runs from base 220 to 1980 and encodes 586 amino acids.
AAAGGAAAAAAGAAAAAGAAAUAAAGAAUUCGUUCCAUUAUUAUGGCCUCCCUUGUUCCUUAUCUUUUCCAAUUUCCACCCUUCUUUCUUUCUCUCUCUCCGUUUCCCCUUUAGACCUCUCUCUCACUUGAAACUCCACAACCCCAUUUUCCUUUCCUAUGACCCUAUUCCAAAUCACCAAUUCUAAUUCCAUUCUUCAGGUGUUCAAUUGAAUUCGUGAUGAAGAGGGAUCACCGAGAUAGCUGCGGCGGCGGCGGCGGCGGCGGGAGUGUGAAGGGUGAGUGUUCCUCAAUGCCGUCGAACGGGAAGGCAAAUAUGUGGGAGGAACAACAACAACAACAACAACAGGGGAUGGACGAGUUGCUGGCGGCGUUGGGGUACAAGGUUCGUGCUUCCGACAUGGCCGACGUGGCACAGAAGCUGGAGCAGUUGGAGAUGGUCAUGGGUUGUGCCCAGGAAGAGGGAAUUUCCCACCUCGCCUCCGACACCGUCCACUACGAUCCCACGGAUCUUUAUUCCUGGGUCCAAACCAUGUUAACCGAACUCAACCCUGAACCCAACAACAACAACAAUAGCCUCCUCGGUCCAUCUUCUCUCUUAAUCGACAACAACACCGCCCCUGUUUUCAACGACGAUUCCGAAUAUGACCUCAGAGCCAUUCCUGGUAUUGCAGCCUACCCUCCUCCUCCUCCACAAGACAACAACAACAACAACAACAACCUCGACGAAAUCGAAACAGCUAACAACAUCAACAAGCGUCUCAAGCCAUCUCCAGUUGAAUCAGCAGACUCCGCGUCUGAGCCCACGCGCACGGUGCUGCUCGUUGACCAUCAGGAAGCCGGCGUGCGUCUGGUCCACACUCUCCUGGCGUGCGCGGAGGCCGUCCAGCAGGAGAAUCUGAAGCUGGCCGACGCGCUCGUCAAGCACGUGGGCAUACUCGCGGCUUCUCAAGCCGGCGCCAUGAGGAAGGUGGCUUCCUACUUCGCCCAAGCCCUCGCGCGUCGUAUCUACGGAAUCUUCCCGGAAGAAACCCUCGACUCCUCCUUCUCCGACGUUCUCCACAUGCACUUCUACGAGUCCUGCCCUUACCUCAAAUUCGCGCACUUCACCGCGAAUCAGGCUAUCCUCGAAGCAUUUGCCACUGCUGGGAGAGUCCACGUCAUCGAUUUCGGCCUCAGACAAGGGAUGCAGUGGCCUGCACUCAUGCAAGCCCUUGCAUUGCGGCCCGGCGGGCCCCCGACUUUCCGUCUAACCGGAAUCGGCCCGCCGCAGCCCGACAACACCGACGCGCUGCAGCAAGUGGGCUGGAAAUUAGCCCAAUUGGCCCAGAACAUCGGCGUCCAGUUCGAAUUCCGCGGCUUCGUUUGCAACAGCCUCGCGGAUCUCGACCCGAAAAUGCUCGAGAUCCGACCCGGAGAAGCCGUCGCUGUCAACUCGGUUUUCGAGCUCCAUCGUAUGCUGGCCCGCCCGGGAUCCGUCGACAAGGUCUUGGACACUGUUAAGAAAAUCAAGCCGAAGAUUGUCACCAUCGUGGAACAAGAAGCGAACCACAACGGACCGGGUUUUCUUGACCGGUUCACUGAGGCCUUGCAUUACUACUCCAGCCUAUUCGACUCGCUGGAGGGUUCGUCCUCUUCGACCGGGUUGGGCUCACCAAAUCAGGAUCUGUUAAUGUCCGAGUUGUACCUGGGGAGACAAAUAUGCAACGUGGUGGCUAACGAGGGCGCGGACCGGGUAGAGCGUCACGAGACUUUGAGUCAGUGGAGGGGGAGAUUGGACUCGGCCGGGUUCGACCCGGUUCAUCUCGGGUCCAACGCGUUCAAGCAAGCGAGUAUGCUACUUGCUCUAUUCGCAGGCGGUGACGGCUAUAGGGUUGAGGAGAAUAACGGCUGCCUCAUGCUUGGCUGGCACACUCGGCCACUCAUCGCUACCUCCGCCUGGAAGCUUCCCUCCCCGAACGACUUGCACUGUAAACUGUAGAUUAAUUGGCUCCUGGAUGGGUGGUAAAUAAUAAAAAAUGGUUUGGUUGAACUUGUUGGAGUGGAGUGAAUCAAUGACCCAGUGAGUCAGUGAGUCAGUGAGCGAGCCAGCGAGGCAGCAAGAGGAUAAAUAAAUGAGAGGGUAAAAAAACAAAAAAGUAAAAAAGAAAAACAAAAGACUGUAAUUUGUAAUUGUGCUCUCGUAAUUACCGUUUCUCCUCUUUAGUGUUUUUUUUCCUUUCUCUAAAUUAUUAUAUAAUUUGUUUAAUUCUUAAUUAUGAUGUCUUUUUCUUUUUAAUCUUU